UGUGUCAAGACUUAUUUUUGUGCGACACCUGGGGGGUGUUUUAGCGGUGGCAAACAUCAGGGGCGGUGGUGAAUAUGGAGAGACCUGGCACAAAGGUGGUAUCUUGGCCAACAAACAAAAUUGCUUUGAUGACUUUCAGUGUGCUGCCAAAUACCUCAUCAAAGAAGGCUACACAUCUCCAAAGAAGUUGACUAUUAAUGGAGGCUCAAAUGGAGGCCUCUUAGUUGCUGCCUGUGCUAACCAGCGCCCCGACCUAUUUGGCUGUGCUAUUGCCCAAGUGGGAGUGAUGGACAUGCUGAAGUUCCACAAGUACACCAUUGGCCAUGCUUGGACCACUGACUACGGUUGCUCUGACUGUAAAGAGCAGUUUGAAUGGCUGUGCAAGUACUCUCCACUUCACAAUAUCAAACUACCAGAAGAAGAUGGCAUCCAGUAUCCCUCUACGCUGCUUCUCACAGCAGACCACGAUGACCGCGUGGUCCCUCUCCAUUCGCUGAAGUUUAUUGCCACUUUGCAAUAUGUUGUGGGCCGAAGCCGUAAACAAACCAAUCCGCUUCUCAUCCAUGUUGACACCAAGGCUGGGCACGGAGCAGGAAAGCCAACUGCUAAAGUUAUAGAAGAAGUGUCAGAUAUGUUUGCUUUUAUAGCACGAUGCCUAAAUCUUGAUUGGAUUGAAUAGGCAAAAUGCUUAUUACGGUCUCCUUUAGGAAAAAAGGGCUUUAACACCAUUUAAGAUCAACCAGACCUACUACUUGGUGUAGUACUUACAUUUAAGAACUGCAGUUAAAUAUUUUAUUGAUCCAACCUGCUAUGGAAUUUUGAUCUUCUGUGCUUCCUUCUUUUUGGCAUUUCUUUGAAUUUCUUUUCUACUGUGUUCCAAAGUACAUUUUGAAAAGCAUGUUCAAAUAAAUAGCUGAGCUACAGUUGGUGCUGUUGUGAACAUUUAGAUUCCAGAGUUAGUGCUAGUUGAGCUUAUUUCCUGUAAACAGUUUUAAUGUAUUUUGCACCUAUAAACAUAUUCAGAUCAUCUGUAAUUAAAUGUAAGUACUGUCCACAUACAAGAAUUCUGAGCACACUUUAUUUACACAGUCACUUAUUUAAGAACAUAAAUUGAAGGUGUUCAGUGAUAACCAUGAAAUACUGAAGAGACAGUAAUCUGAGUAAUGAAGUAAAAUAUUAUUAAAAAACUUGUAUUAUGUGCUGUUCAUAA
Messenger RNA from Antrostomus carolinensis (chuck-will's-widow), 1210 nucleotides. It is a transcript of the gene PREP, whose product is annotated as prolyl endopeptidase. The transcript is spliced from 4 exons. The record is from RefSeq and is a predicted model, not a curated record. Lineage: Eukaryota; Metazoa; Chordata; Aves; Caprimulgiformes; Caprimulgidae. The annotation marks the transcript as partial. Gene Ontology annotation, biological process: proteolysis. Gene Ontology annotation, cellular component: cytosol. Gene Ontology annotation, molecular function: oligopeptidase activity; serine-type endopeptidase activity.